Molecule: messenger RNA, 1428 nt
Organism: Xylaria bambusicola
Lineage: Eukaryota; Fungi; Ascomycota; Sordariomycetes; Xylariales; Xylariaceae
Product: PH domain-containing protein
Exons: 3
Coding region: 1-1428 (475 amino acids)
Source: RefSeq, a predicted model, not a curated record
AUGCCUCUAAGGCAGGGCACGACCUUCGGCAGUGACGAUGCCGUCCCCGAAAUCGACCCUACCACCACCGCAGGGCUGCUUACAGAAAGGCUGCAAGCGUGGAAACACGCUGUUGUAUACCUGGAGGACUAUGUUGGGGCUGUGGAAAAGGUUCACAAGGUUCAUGCCAAGGAGUAUGAGAAGGUACUCAAAACAAUCUCACACCCUUUAAGAGAGGGCCAUCACUUCGAUCAGGGGCUUGGUGGCGUUGCUGGGUUCUUUGAGAAUAUGCGAGUCAAUACACAGGCCCUAGUCAACUCCAACACCGAGACUGAGAAAACACUGAAAGGCACCGUACUUCCCAUCCUUGAACGCUUGCAUAAGGAAAUCAAAGCCAAACACAAGGAAGUCUCUCAUGGGGCCGACAAAGGCGCUAAGGAAAUUGAGAAGGCAAGGAAUGCAACCCAGAAGCACAUCGAGCUUCUUGGACAACACUCAGCGUCAUUUGAAUCCACUGGGGGAAAACUGCAUCCCACUGAUGACCCCUAUGUACUCAAGCGUGGGGUGAUCCACCGGCUGAACAAGCAGAUUAUCGCAGAGAACAACCAUAGCAACGAUCUGCUUCAUGUCCAAGAAGGGUUUCAGGCCUUCGAAGCUCAUAUUAUUCAAGUUGUUCAGGAGGUCAUGGAGGCUUUCAACCAAGUUGCCGGUGGUCAGGCCGAAAAGACUCGAGCUCUGUAUGCUGAUAUGCUCGGUGCAGCACAGCGCAUCCCUGGCGAUUUUGAAUGGAAAGGGUUUACUCAACGAAAUGCACAGCGCUUGGUAAACCCUAAUGACCCCCCGAGGAGUCUAGACGCUGUCACAUUCGCAAACCAAGACCACGGGUCGACCAAACCCUUGAUCGAAGGGAGUCUCGAACGCAAGUCGCGCAACAAGCUUUCUUGGGGCACCCAGUCUGCUUAUUAUGUCGUAACGCCGUCGAAAUAUCUUCAUGAAUUCAAAGACGACGACAAUUUGCAACACGACCCGAAACCUGAACUGUCAAUCUAUCUGCCCGACGCUGUCAUUGGUGUGCCUAAUGGGGACAAAUUCAAUGUCAAGGGGAAAGACAGAGGCAAGAGCUUCAGCAGCAAGCUUGCUGGCACUUCAGAGCUUGCUUUCAAGGCCCACUCACCCGCCGAUGCUCAGAAGUGGUUCGAAGCCAUCAGCGUCGCUGCUGGCUCUACCGGCUCUAUGUACGAAAGUACCCCAGGAUCGCCUAUAGUAGGUACCGAGUCUCACGGCUCGACGAGCUCCAAGACCUCCAAGGUUGAUUCUGGACACAAGGAACAAGAAGCGGGCAUCACCGGGGCUGAAACUGUAAGCAGCCCUACAGCCAUGUCACCAACGGAAAAGGUUGCUUCUGGUCCUACUACUCCUGCGAAUGAGGAGAAGAAAACCGUGGGCUAG